AUGAGGCGAUUCUCAACAGCAGUUACCAUUACUGAUCCUUUGGUAAAAUACCAGACGCUUGUCAAAACCGGCAUAUAUUCCCCGGACCCCGCCCAACACAGGUUGGCACGCCACUUGAGGGACAUAUAUCUUCGCAUCAAAGACUAUUCACCCCAGAUAGAAUACCGCCAAAGGCUGACACAAGUUGCGCGCCUCACGGAGUCCAGGAUCCCAAACGACGAAGAAGCAGGCAAUAUUCUUGCCCUGCGAAGCCACAGCAUAUGGCGCAAUCCCCUGUUCAAACAUCUCAUCCCCAGUGCCGCCGCAGACCGCGACAGCCUCGCUCUCACUCGAGUGCUUAGUGACCACGAAGCCGCCAUAGAGAUAGGUUCUCCCAGGGGUUUAUUCCUCUCAGGAGAGGUGGGCACAGGUAAAUCCAUGCUCCUCGACCUAUUGGCAGACGGAUUACCCACGGAAUGUAAACGAAGAUGGCACUUUAACACGUUUAUGCUGUACGUAUUUGCGCAGCUCGACAAGUACAGAGAAUCACAAAUCAACUCUUCUGGCGCUGAUUCAGAGUUCUCAUUGGUUUGGAUGGCAAAAAAACUCGUCGACGAGUCUCCCAUCCUCUUCCUGGACGAAUUUCAGUUGCCUGACCGGGCAGCCAGCAAGAUCCUCAGCCACCUUUUCAUAGCAUUCUUCCAACUAGGUGGCGUCCUUGUUGCAUCGUCAAAUCGAAUGCCGGAAGAAUUGCAAAGAGCAACGGGCAUUCAUUACGCUCCUGCCUCUCCAAAGGGAUUGAUGGGCAAGAUUUUUGGCGGAAGCACGCGAUAUAAAGGGGAGCUUUAUGGCCAGAGCAGCGACUUUGCCAACUUUCUUGACGUUUUAAAAGCCAGGUGUGAUUUCUGGCAGAUGGAGGGAGCCACAGAUUGGAGAAGAAGAGAGAGCACCGACUGUUCGAAAACAUCCAUCGUCAGCACUCCAACCAGCACAGGACUGGCUGGCGCAACAGACGAUGACAAUACCACGAGUCACCACGACUUAACCACGCGCAACAUACCAUACAACUACUUCUUAUAUGACAGCCAGAAUACCCACAAAUUCGAAAAACGGAUCGAAGAAACCAUUGGGUGGAACAAUUCGGCACAGAUGCCAUGGAGGCCGUCCGCCCUAAUCGUAUACGGUCGGCAGGUCCUCACCCCCAAACACCACGACGGCACUGUACUUUGGACCUUUAAUCACCUCGUCGAAUCAUUCGGUCCAGCAGACUACAUUACAAUGGCCUCAUCCUACCACACCUUCAUUAUCGACCAAGUCCCCAUCCUAACAGUGCCGCAAAAAAACGAAGCCCGCCGAUUCAUCACACUCCUUGACGCCCUUUACGAAGCCCGCUGCAAACUUAUCAUCCGGGCACAGAGCCCACCUGAUGAUCUCUUCUUCCCACAAAACGAACCCCUCACAAGCCCCAGAUCCAAGGACAGUCAACCCGACGGCGACGCAACCUACUCUGAGACCAUUGCUGAAGUCUACCAGGACCAAAUGGCCCCCUUCCGACCCAACGUGUCAUACUACGACACCAAAGCAUCCACGUCAAAAUACGAUCCCGAUCAAGACUCCGACUUUGGUCUGCAAAAGCAGAGUAUCAAUUUCGGCAACACUGGUGCGUUCACGGGUGAAGAUGAGCGAUUCGCUUACAAACGCGCCAUCUCACGACUGUGGGAGCUGUGCAGCGCGACGUGGCACGCCAGGACAGGAUCUUGGUGGCAGCCGCUCCCUCUCGAGGCUAGGCACUGGGAAGGCGGCGUAGCCUCGCAGCCAGUCCAAACGAGCGUCUCAUCGAAGAAGCCAGAUACAGGUGAAAGAAUGGGCGACAGCAUGGAAAUAGACGUGGCUGGGCUGUCCAAGUGGAAAGUAGACGAUUUACGCAAACAAUCCGACAGCGAGAAAUAA
Metarhizium brunneum ARSEF 3297 is the source of this 1929-nucleotide messenger RNA. It is a transcript of the gene Afg1l, whose product is annotated as AFG1-like ATPase. NCBI's taxonomy places the organism in Eukaryota, Fungi, Ascomycota, Sordariomycetes, Hypocreales, Clavicipitaceae. The record is from RefSeq and is a predicted model, not a curated record. Gene Ontology annotation, molecular function: ATP binding; ATP hydrolysis activity. Gene Ontology annotation, cellular component: mitochondrion; cytoplasm.